Aureobasidium musti is the source of this 537-nucleotide messenger RNA. The record is from the annotation of a GenBank genome assembly. Lineage: Eukaryota; Fungi; Ascomycota; Dothideomycetes; Dothideales; Saccotheciaceae.
AUGCAGUUGUUGGAUCUACCGAUCGAGCUGCUCGAUCUGAUCAUUAUACACUGCGUCACUACCGAGCCUAUUACUGUCACCCUGGCCCCGACGGCAAGCUCUCUGACGCGUAGUUUGUUCCCAUUCGUCUCUCGAUGCAAGCGCUACACAGUAUCGAACUACCCAUACAAUCUUCUCUUGAUCAAUCGCCUGAUCUCCCGCCUUGCUUUCAAGCACAUCUGGACUCAGAAGUCUCUUGUCAUCUCUCUGACCCCAUCCGAUACACUGUGCUUCCUUCUCCACGGCCUAAGCCAGCAACANAAAGACGCACUGUGCAAGAUCCAGCUUCCUAGGUUCUUGCUGAGCUGGUCUUUCCCCGUCAACUCCGACAUCUGGCUGAUCGCAGGCAAGGAAGAGGGAGAUAGCUGGUAUGAAGGUGCUAAAGACCCGGUGAUGGAGACUCCUGGCAAGAGGUUCCAGGCUUUGGUUGGCAUGUUGGGUAAGAGACCCAGUUGUGCGUGUCAGGCUUGGCUUAGCAUGGGACUUAUUCUAUCGUGA